AUGUCUUCGCAACCGCCCCAUUCCACGUUACUGAUCCCCGGACCGGUGGAGUUCGACGAUGCCGUUCUCCAGUCCAUGUCCCAUUUCAGUGAAUCUCAUGUCGGCGCACCUUUCGUCGGCGUCUUUGGCGAAGCCCUGACGAUGCUCCGCAAGCUGUUCCAAACCUCUGACCCCGCUUCCCAGCCCUUUAUCAUCUCUGGCUCAGGCACUCUCGGCUGGGACCAAGUGGCAUCCAACCUGACGGAGCCGGGCGAGGAUGCCCUGGUCCUCCACACCGGGUAUUUCGGAGACUCGUUUGCCGACUGCUUCGAGACGUACGGCGUGCGCGCGACCCAGCUCAAGGCCGCGAUUGGAGACCGGCCGCAGCUGGAUGAGGUGGAGAAGGCGCUGAAGGAGCGAAAAUACAAGGUCAUCACGGUGACGCACGUCGAUACGUCGACGGGGGUGCUAAGUGAACUCAAGAACCUGUCGGAGACGGUGCACAGGGUCAGCCCCGAGACGCUGGUGGUGGUGGAUGGCGUGUGCAGUGUGGGAUGCGAGGAGAUUCGGUUCGACGAUUGGGGAAUUGAUGUGGUUCUGACCGCCAGUCAAAAAGCCAUCGGCUGCCCGGCGGGUUUGAGUAUCCUCAUGGCCUCCGGCCGCGCGAUCGAGACGUUCAAGAACCGGAAAUCUAGACCCUCCUCGUAUUUUGGGUCCUGGAAGAAUUGGCUGCCCGUUAUGCAAAAUUACGAAGCCAAGAAGCCAUCGUACUUCGCGACGCCGUCUCCCCAGCUCGUCCGCGCUCUGCACACGACGCUCACCCAGAUCCUUUCCAAGCCGCUUGAGGACCGAUAUGCGGCACACGCGGCAGCAUCCCGGAAGGUGAAGCAAGCGGUCGCCGAUAUGGGACUGAAGCAGAUCGCAUCCAAGCCGGAAAACCAGGCCAAUGCGAUGACCGCCAUCUACCUUCCCGAAGGAGUCAAACCCACCGAUGUGCUUCCCAAGCUCGGCCAAAAAGGUGUCGUCUUUGCCGGUGGUUUGCACAAGGAAAUCGCUACGAGGUACAUCCGAUUCGGUCAUAUGGGCGUCAGUGUCACGGACCCGGACCGAACGGAUAUCGACCACGCUAUCGAGGCGCUGAAGUCGAGUUUGUAG
This is a messenger RNA of Eremomyces bilateralis CBS 781.70, 1134 nucleotides long. RefSeq names its product PLP-dependent transferase. The record is from RefSeq and is a predicted model, not a curated record. NCBI's taxonomy places the organism in Eukaryota, Fungi, Ascomycota, Dothideomycetes, Eremomycetales, Eremomycetaceae. Gene Ontology annotation, cellular component: peroxisome. The transcript has 3 exons. The coding region runs from base 1 to 1134 and encodes 377 amino acids. Gene Ontology annotation, molecular function: L-alanine:glyoxylate transaminase activity; L-serine:pyruvate transaminase activity.